Messenger RNA from Mercenaria mercenaria, 3356 nucleotides. RefSeq lists its product as uncharacterized. Bases 321 to 3047 code for a protein of 908 amino acids. The transcript is spliced from 14 exons. Lineage: Eukaryota; Metazoa; Mollusca; Bivalvia; Venerida; Veneridae. Gene Ontology annotation, biological process: regulation of apoptotic process. The record is from RefSeq and is a predicted model, not a curated record.
AUUGUCGUUAUCAAUUGUCUUAUUAUAACGAAUAAAUAUGUGUAAAAAAUUUUAGACAGCAAAAUAUGCAAAUAGAUUAUAAUCAUUUAAAAGAUUUUAAGAGCAUAAAAUUUAAUCAGUAGCUUUACUAUAUGUAUGAUAUUUUUAAAUUGUACACUUCGUAGUCAGACUACGAUAUUUGUCGUUUUCAACAACAUAGGAAAGUCUAUCCUAAUACCUGAAUAACGCUUAAGUAAAACUACCACGUGAAUUAAUAUCUAUAAAUACAUUACGGAAAGUCCCAUCAAUUUCAACUUCAAUAACUUUAGAAAACAAUAAUCAUGGGAGGAUGUACUUCAAAAACGUCUUCAAAAAAGCACGACAAAGCGAACUCAAACUUUCCAGCUGAACUAGUCUUCAGAAGAGAGAGUCUCAUUUAUCAGGGUUUGUCAUUUGAUGAAGAUUGCCCAUGGCGAGAAAGGACAACAUAUCAAGACCCAUCUGGAGUAUUACCUACAGAGAUAAAGGAAACAGUGUUGCAAGACAAAUGGUUUGACAGAAUAAAGGAACCUGCAGGUGUUGAAAAGACUUACAUGGACUCGGACAAAAAGCUUAAUCUCAAACUCAUUGCCGAAGAUGACCAUUAUGACCUUAUCAACGAAAUGGAAAUGGACCAAUCACCUCUUCCGAACAAGAAUACACGUACGCCCGGACGUAGAUUACCGGAACUGCCUGAACGUUCAAAAUGUGAUAAGAAAAAAUUUAGAGUUUCGUGUAAAAGGAAAUCAGCGAUAAAGAAUGAACUGGAUAUUUCAAUGGAUGAGCAAAGGAGCCAGUGUUUGGAAUACAGUGAAAUGGUCAACAUCUUCAAACCACUGAUAGUCAACACACUGCUUGUCGAAGACAUCCUACCGUCCUUAUCAUUUCUAGACAAUCACGACGAUAUUUAUGCACAAAUGAGAAUAUAUUCACCAAAAGAUCUUGUUGUGAGCCUCUUAGAUGAUUUAGAGAGAAGCGAAGAACUUGGAAAAUGGCAAAAAUUCAUAGAUGCUCUUAGCGCCAAUGGAUACACAUACAUUGUUGACAACAUUAGAGGCUACAAGUUUAUCAGUCCUGAAUAUCAGACAGAAUACAUCAGAAAGCUCAAACCAAAAAUUGGCAAAAUGAUAAAGACACAGAAGCUUCUUCCACAUCUUCUGGAUAAACGUCUUAUAAGCAACAGUGACAAUGAAAUUAUUCUACGAGAAAUUGUAAACCACGGUAAUUUUGCAGCAGCAGCUGAACUGCUGGGUAAAUUAAAUCAAAAGCAUCGCAACUGGUACAAGUUAUUUAUUGAAGCUCUUCAAGAAGCAAACAUGGACGACGUCGCAGUUUGUCUAAACAUACCUGAACUGUUAGAAAGCAGAAGGUCAAAUGGUACAGAUAUUUGUGUAAAGAAAAACAGCUCGAAACUCCCGAUGAACAGCCAAUCGACGUUACCUACUCCGAAUAUUUCGAAAGAGGAAGAGAAAAGUCAAUGUUCAGAAUUUACCGAAAUGGUGAAGAUUUUUAAGCCACUCAUUGUUCAAAAUCUGCUUGUCGUGGACAUUCUACCGUCUUUGCCAUUCCUAGAAAACCAUGACGAUAUCUACGCAGACAUGAAAAAUCAUUCACCAAAAAAGGCUGUGUUGAGUCUCUUAGAUGAAAUGGAGAGAAGUGAAGAACUUGAAAAAUGGCAGAAAUUUAUAGAUGCUCUUGUGGAAAAUGGUUACACAUAUAUUGUUGAUAACAUUAGAGGCUACAAGUUUAUCAGUCACGAGUACCAGGAAGAAUACAUAAGAAAGAUCAAGCCAAAGCUUUGCAAAAUGAUAAACACUCGCGAGCUUCUACUACAUCUUCUGGCUAAAAAUGUGAUAAGCGACAGUGACAAUGAAAAUAUCCAACGUGAGAAUGCAAACCAUGGUAAUAUUGCAGCAGCAAUGAUGCUGCUAGACAGAAUACACAAAAAGCAUCGCAACUGGUAUAAAUUAUUCAUAGAGGCUCUUCAAGAAGCAAACAUGGACGACGUCGCAAUUUGUUUACAGAUACCCGACUUGUUAGAAACCAACAGGACAAAGAAAACAGAUGUUUGUCAAAAUGAUGUCGACACUUACUACGAUGACACACAAUUUUAUUAUAAAGAAAGCGAUGUGUCUGAAUAUCAAACUCCCAAGAAGUCAGAAACAUGUAGAAUUUAUGCAUUUGAGGGCAGUCAAGAUGGAAAUUAUACAAACAGGCAGUUUCAAAAAGAUCAAGACGAUGGCGACAUUCUCUACUGUAUACCACCUGUUACUAAAGACACGGAUUUAGAUAAGCUUCAAUCCAAAGGUAACCUGCUAGUAGAAGACGAGACCACAGAACAAUAUGAGGAACCCAUUCCUCAACGGGUACCAAUAAAUGAGAAGAGAAAGGUUCCCCUUCCUAUCUGGACAAAUGCUGAUUUAGAACAGUUUGUAAAUGAAGUGAUAACACUGCAGUCGGAAGGGGUGAAAACAGACGGCAAUGAGGCAUUGGAAAGCAAAUCAAACGUAGAAAGUCUAAGGUCUAAAAGUCUAAAAGACGAAUGUGAGCAAAUGCAGAUUGAGUAUGAUGAUCUUCAAAUCCAAAUUGAUCGGCUCAAGGAAAAGGCUUCAAUUAACGAAAAACUUAACACUGCAUUAAGAAAAGUACGUGAACUUGAACGAGUAAAUGAACUCAGAGAAAAGGAAAGACAAGCUUUGAAAACAACAGACCUUACUACCGAAGACGAUGUAGACGUUGAUGCUGACAACAUAGACACAUAUUACCCUACAGCGGCUAAACCAAAUCAGCAUGUUCGUAGAGAAACAGCUACUGCAAUCCAUGAUGUUUGGACAAAGCAAACACACGAUUUCAGAGAGCCAUUUCUGUUAGAAGCCUGCAAAUAUUCAAAGCUUCCAAACUUUAUCUUAGAUUCGACAUUAUCUGUGGUACAAGUUUUUAGCCCAACCUUUGACAGUCGGAGCAUAAUUAAUCAAAUGUUUGAACAGGACAGUGGCGUUGGGACGGAUAUGGCUUUGGGAUUCGACUAAAGUGGGAAAUUUCUUACAACUGUUUAUUUUAACACUGCAAUUCUAUGUGUACACGUUUAUACCUGUAAUGACAAUGAAAUGUAACUCAAUUACUCUUUUAUUAGUUUAAUGAUAUGAAAGACUUUGUUAAGACUGUUAAUUUUUUAGAAGUCCCUCAUGGGCUCAUGGGCUCUCUUUUUCUGCACAUAUUUUUUCUUGUUCACUAUAGUUACUGUAAUAACUUUCAUAUGUAGUUUUCUCAUGCCAUAUGGUUCCAUUCACACUUUGUCUGCAAUUAAUCAGAAUCAAAUUAAAAAUUGUGAAAAUUUA